This is a messenger RNA of Anastrepha ludens (Mexican fruit fly), 1167 nucleotides long. Its product is annotated as E3 ubiquitin-protein ligase PPP1R11. NCBI's taxonomy places the organism in Eukaryota, Metazoa, Arthropoda, Insecta, Diptera, Tephritidae. Gene Ontology annotation, cellular component: nucleus. Gene Ontology annotation, molecular function: protein phosphatase 1 binding; protein serine/threonine phosphatase inhibitor activity. The transcript has 4 exons. The record is from RefSeq and is a predicted model, not a curated record. Bases 220 to 579 code for a protein of 119 amino acids.
AAAUUGACUACCAGCUGUAGUAUAAAAAAAUUUUGUGUGUGGUGGACGAAUUAGAAUUUUCCGUAUUAUAUAUCUGCUUACUUAUCCGCUUUCGUUUUUAAUCAAUCUUUUAAGGGCAAGUUUUAAGGAGAUUUUUGUUAUAAGCAUCUAUUAAACCGUGACCAAGUUGAGAUUACGUAUACAAAAAUAUAUGCGCAAUAAAUCAAGAUAUACAAUAUAAUGGAAGCGAUCGCUGGUCGUGACUCUGCAACUGAGAUUGUUGUAGUAAAUGAUGCACCCUCUGCAGAUGUAUUAGAUUCAGCACCAGUUCUCCGCCUACGGUUAAAAAAACCCAAACCGGACCGACAAGUUGCCUGGCGUGAAGGCACAGUGGAUAACGAAGAUAUGGGAAAGAAAAAAUCCAAGUGUUGCUGUAUAUAUAAAAAACCUUUAAAUUUCGGCGAAAGCUCUUCUUCAGACGAUGAGGAAUGUGAACACUGUUUUGGCCAUCCUGAAAAACGUCGAAAAAAUUUAAAUCAACAUAAAACUCAUGAACACAAAGACCUCGUAGGUGACGAUGGAAACCCAUCUUCUCAAUAGGCAGCCAUGCUUCAGCAAAACCCUUUUGACACUAUGAUAAGCAACUUGAAGUUUGUUGACAGUAUUGACAAAGUAAAGGUCUGCUUUAUGCCAUUGUUUCAUUCAAUUUGGUGAGAACACAGAAUUGAAUUAAAUAAUGAUUAUGCCGCUGAAGCACUCAUAUACUUAAAACCAUGAAACUUUAUUUUUUGUUUUUCUGUUUAAUGUUUGAGCUUAUAGGUAUGAGUGUACAGUGAGUAUUUAUGUAUCACGCAAAUGAAAUGAAAUUUGACACGCUUUUUGAUCGCUAGUUAGAGCUAAGUGCACUAAAUUUAACAUUUUAAAGUAAACGUUGGAUUAUUGUUUUUAUUUUGAUAAUUGUCUAAAUGUAAUACACUGGCCUUUUCAACAAAAAAGAUUGCUCUUUUUGGUAAACGUUAAAUUUUACAAUACGAUGCAUUCUUCGCACCUUCCCAUGCUGGGCAUAUCUCUCGCUUUCUUCAAUACUGUCAUAACUCAAGAACCCAAAAUUUCGAGAAAAUCUGCUUCAAAGUUUUCAAUUUACUGAUGCCUCCCUAAGUAAUAGUAAAUAUAUUUUUAUCACGAAGA